Molecule: messenger RNA, 3353 nt
Organism: Lathyrus oleraceus (garden pea)
Lineage: Eukaryota; Viridiplantae; Streptophyta; Magnoliopsida; Fabales; Fabaceae
Product: pentatricopeptide repeat-containing protein At1g79540
Exons: 2
Coding region: 187-2430 (747 amino acids)
Molecular function (GO): protein binding; mRNA binding
Source: RefSeq, a predicted model, not a curated record
UUCCAAACUGAAACAUAGCCUUCUCCACAAAAAAACCCUUAAACCCCGAAGAAUUCGCCGCCACGGAACUCAGACACACAACUCAACUCAACCCAACCGUAGCCAUAGCAACAAAACCAUGUUUCCUUCGAUGUUCAUGUUCUGUCAAAUUUGAAUUCCAAUUCCGACUGAUUCUACCUAUACCCAAUGUUGACCCUCUCCAAGUUGAAGAAAUCAUUCAACACCCCAUGCUUCUGCGGAUUCCGCAGAAUCCACAACAAUUCAUCUGAUCAACCAGGUCUUCGUUUCUGCAUCUGGGUCGCUCUCAAAUUCGACACUCUCACCAGCAAGCCCUAUUACUUGGUUAGUCGCAUCCUUAUUCGUAAGAACUGGCAUUCCAUUUACUGGGAAGCGCUUGAGCUUCUCAAGAAAAAAGGGGUUUUAGUCACUUCAGAUUCCGUUAGAGCUUUAGUUAGGUCUUAUUCUUAUUCGGGUCAUACCGAAAAAGCUAUAGAGUCAUUUGGUAAAAUGCGCGAAUUUGGUGUCAUUCCUGAUGCUCAUAUGUAUAACACAGUUUUGAGAGAUGUGUUGAAGGAAAAGUUAUUUGUGCUUGCUUUUGCUUUGUAUAAUACCAUGCUUAAGUCCAAUGUUGAUCCUAAUGACUAUACUUAUAACAUGUUGAUUGAUGGGUUUUGUAAAAGUGGUAACAUUAAGGGUGCACGUGAGAUGCUUGAUGAAAUGCAGAAGGUUAGUAUUGUUCCUAGUGUUGUAUCGACUACUUCUAUUCUUUAUGGUUUGUGUCAGGCGAAUAAUGUAGAUGAGGCGCUUAUGUUGUUUAAUGUUAUGAAAGAAAAAGAGUGCCCGCCGGAUAUGAUUUCUUGUAAUGUUGUGCUGAAUGGGUUUUGUAAGAUGGGGAGGUUAGAGGAAGCGCUUUCUUUUGUAUGGUUGAUAAAGAGAGACGGUUUCUUGCUUAAUCAAAAUAGCUAUAGUUCUCUUAUUAAUGCGUUAUUUAGGGCUAGGAGAUAUAGUGAAGCACAUGCGUGGUAUACGAGGAUGUUUAAGGAGGGCUUUGCACCUGAUGUUGUUUUGUAUGCCAUUAUGAUACGUGGUUUGUCGGAGGAGGGCAGAGUUGGUGAAGCUGCUAGGAUGUUAGAUGAGAUGACUAAGAUAGGUUUAACUCCUGAUGCUUAUUGCUACAAUGCCAUUAUUAAAGGUUUGUGUGAUACGGGUCUUUUGGAUCGAGCGCAGUCUCUUUGUCUUGAGAUUUCUGAGUACAAUGUUUACACGCACACGAUUCUCAUAUGUGAAAUGUGUAAGCAAGGAAUGGUUGAUAAAGCACAAGAAUUAUUUAAUCGGAUGGAGUCGCUUGGAUGUGUUCCAUCGGUUGUGACCUUCAAUGCGCUUAUAAAUGGACUGUGCAAUGCUCAUAAACUCGAGGAGGCAAGCCUUUUACUUUACAAGAUGGAGAUUGGGAAAAGACCGUCGUUAAUCUUAAGCCUUUUUCAGGGUUCUGGUCAGGUUUUUGAUAGUGCUAGUCUCCAGAAAAAGGUGGAGCAAAUGUGUGAGGCCGGAAAAUUUUUGGAUGCUUACAAAUUUCUCACUCAACUCGCUGAUAGUGGGGUUGUGCCUGACAUUAUUACAUACAACACUCUAAUUAAUGCCUUUUGCGGGGCUUUUAAUAUUAAAGGUGCUUUCAUGCUUUUUGAGGAUCUGCAAAAGAAGGGUCUCUCACCCGAUACUGUUACUUAUGGGACACUUAUUAAUGGGCUAUAUAAAGUUGACCGAGAAAAGGAUGCCUUAAAGAUUUAUGAGCGUAUGCAGAAGGCUGGCUGUGAACCCACCCUUUCACUUUAUAGAGGGCUUAUGACAUGGUUGUGUAGAAAGAGCAAGGUCUCACUGGCGUUCAGUCUUUAUUUGGAAUAUUUGAAGAGCCUUCCUAGUCGGGACAAUGAUUCAAUCAGUGCGCUGGAGGAAUAUUUAGUUGGAGGAAAAUUGGACCAAGUGAUUCGAGGUUUACUUGAACUGGACUUCAGGGCCAGAGAUUUUAAAUUAGCUCCAUAUACAAUUCUACUUAUUGGGUUCUGUCAGGUAGGAAGAGUAUAUGAAGCAUUAAUUAUAUUCUCUGUUCUUGACAAGUUCAAUAUCAAAAUCAAUGCUACAAGUUGUGUACAUUUGAUCAAAGGUCUUUGUAAAGAAGGGAAGCUAGAUGACGCAGUAAAAAUAUUUCUUUACACUCUUGACAGAGGUUUCAUGUUGAGGCCAAUGAUUUGUAAUCAUCUCCUUGUGUUUCUUCUUGUUUCUCGAGAUUAUAAGGAGUGGGCUAUUGAUCUUAUUGGUAGGAUGGAAUCUUUUGGAUACCGUUUAGAUUCAAAUGAAUAUAGCAGGACAGUGUAUCUUAUAGACCAAUACCAAAAACGAAAGAAAAGAAAAAAUUAUCUCAGAAGAGAUUAAGUCACUUUGAUUGAUUCAGAUGAACACGUUUCUUUAUGUGUCUCUUCCUUGAAUAUCCCCAUCUAGGAAACUGGUCGUGAAUCAAGAGGCUCGCUACACUUUGUGAUGAACCAAAGGCGCCCUUUAACCCUUACAAGGAUCAAUUAAGAGGGCUGAUUUUGUCGGGGAAAUUUUUGUGCUCUAUUGUUCUGCAUGAUUGUCAUCACAUCUUAUAGACCAUUCAUUUGAGGUUUUUUAGGGGUGUUUCAGUAUGUUGUAUACUUCAGAAUAUUUCUUUGUCUACACCUCAUAGUCUUGAGCAAAUAUUGGCAAAGAAUACAGAAAGAAGACAGUCAUUUCCCAUACAAACAUUAAGUUGUGGUGAUAUCUCAUAUAGUAUAUUUCGCGGGGUUUUCUAUUCGACGUCAACGUCCUUUUGGCCUUUAAACAUGCAAGGAUCAAAACUUAAUAAAGUUUAGACAUAAUUACAUGUUCACCAUCAAAAUGUCAGGUAUACAUGAAUACUAUCGAAAUGUUAGGUAUACAUGGAUACUAGUUAGCUGCUAUUUAUUGAUGCUGAUUUUUGUUAAUAGAAUCGAAGCCAUGUCUUGUUCAGUGUCUUGAUAUCUUUUUAGUGGCCACUUUCUCCUUUAAUUCCAGAAAUUGGGUCAUUCGCCGCAUGUCAUCUCCUUGACAAACCCAUAGAAGAGUUCUCCAACGCCUCCACUCUGGCAACCAUAAUGACACACCGGCCCUCCCUCAUAAAACAGCAGGUCAGACGAUUUGGUAGAUCCUCACAGGUUGAAUUGAAGGAAAAGAAAGGAAAAAAUAAUUACUUUUAAUACAGGAACUUGGUUCCUAACAAUCUACUGUGCAAGUGUUUAUUUUAAUGUUAGAAUUCUAACCAGAGAAAGUUGGUAAUAAAAUGGCAAAAUUUAUUUGAA